Molecule: messenger RNA, 680 nt
Organism: Manis pentadactyla (Chinese pangolin)
Lineage: Eukaryota; Metazoa; Chordata; Mammalia; Pholidota; Manidae
Product: calmodulin-1-like
Exons: 1
Coding region: 65-514 (149 amino acids)
Molecular function (GO): calcium ion binding
Source: RefSeq, a predicted model, not a curated record
CGAGUGGAGCGAGCGAGCCGAGUGGUUGUGUGUUCGCGUCUCGGAGACCGGUAGCGCUUGCAGCAUGGCUGACCAACUGACUGAAGAGCAGAUUGCAGAAUUCAAAGAAGCUUUUUCACUAUUUGACAAGGAUGGUGAUGGAACUAUAACAACAAAGGAAUUGGGAACUGUAAUGAGGUCUCUUGGGCAGAAUCCCACAGAAGCAGAAUUACAGGACAUGAUUAAUGAAGUAGAUGCUGAUGGUAAUGGCACAAUUGACUUCCCGGAAUUUCUGACAAUGAUGGCAAGAAAAAUGAAAGACACAGACAGUGAAGAAGAAAUUAGAGAAGCAUUCAGUGUGUUUGAUAAAGAUGGCAAUGGCUAUAUUAGUGCAGCAGAGCUCCACCAUGUGAUGACAAACCUUGGAGAGAAGUUAACGGAUGAAGAGGUUGAUGAGAUGAUCAGGGAAGCAGAUAUUGAUGGUGAUGGUCAAGUAAACUAUGAAGAGUUUGUACAAAUGAUGACAGCAAAGUGAAGACAUUGUACAGAAUGUGUUAAAUUUCUUGUACAAAAUUGUUUAUUUGCCUUUUCUUUGUUUGUAACUUAUCUGUAAAAGGUUUCCCCCUACUGUCAAAAAAAAUAUGCAUGUAUAGUAAUUAGGACUUCAUUCCUCCAUGUUUUCUUCCCUUAUCUUACUGUCA